Naegleria lovaniensis is the source of this 2967-nucleotide messenger RNA. RefSeq lists its product as uncharacterized. The transcript is spliced from 10 exons. The record is from RefSeq and is a predicted model, not a curated record. Bases 1 to 2967 code for a protein of 988 amino acids. NCBI's taxonomy places the organism in Eukaryota, Heterolobosea, Eutetramitea, Acrasida, Naegleriidae. Gene Ontology annotation, molecular function: ATP binding; microtubule binding; microtubule motor activity. Gene Ontology annotation, biological process: microtubule-based movement; mitotic spindle organization.
AUGUCUUCCUCAUCAGCGUUGGAUGCUUCCGAAGGCACACAUAGCAACAUUCAGGUGGUGUGCCGUUUCAGGCCGAUGAAUCAUCUUGAAAAGCAAAUAGAUGCGAGAGAGGCAGUUGAGAUUCAAGCAGACACUUGUAAAUUAACGAAUAAGCUCGGAAAGCACGAGUUCACGUUUGAUCAUAUAUUUAAGAGUAAUACCAAGCAAAUUGAGAUUUUCAAUUGUGUGGGGCGACCGACCGUUGAAGAUAUUUUCAAAGGGUACAAUAGUACGAUUUUUGUGUAUGGUCAAACCGGAUCAGGAAAGAGUUACACAAUGAUGGGCCCGAAUGAGGAGUUGAAGGGAUACUGUACAGAUUCGAAUCUGAAAGGGUUGAUACCUAGAAUAGUGGAAAAUAUUUUUGAAAAAGUAGAAAAUUCUGACCCAGAUAUUGAAUUUACAAUUCAAGUGUCGUAUAUUGAAAUUUAUCUAGAGAAAAUAAGAGAUUUAUUAGAUCCAACUCAACAAAAUUUAAAAAUUAAAGAGGACAAAGAGAGUGGACGAGGUGUAUAUAUUAAGGGAGCUACUGAGGAGUAUGUGACAAGUAUCGAAGAAGUGUUUGCUCUACUAAAACUUGGAGCUGGCAAUAGAGUAGUAUCUUCAACAAGAAUGAACGACGAAAGCUCUCGCUCUCACAGUAUUUUCAUUUUAACAAUCGGCCAAAAGCAUUUGGUUAAUUUAGAUUCUAAAAGUGGUAAAUUAUUUUUGGUGGAUUUAGCAGGAAGCGAAAAAGUGAAAAAGACAGGAGCUUCAGGUCAAACGUUAGAAGAAGCAAAAAAUAUCAACAAGUCUCUUUCUACCCUUGGAAUGGUAAUUAACGCUUUGACCGAUGGUGUGUCAAAAUACGUACCUUACCGAGACUCCAAGCUAACAAGACUCCUCCAAGAUAGUUUGGGAGGCAACUCACGAACAACCCUAAUUAUUAACUGCUCACUCAGCGCGUAUAACGAAGAUGAGACGCUAUCAACUCUCCGAUUUGGAUUCAGAGCCAAAAACAUCAAGAACAAGCCAAAGGUCAACAGAGAGUUGUCAGCGAAAGAGUUACAAAAGUUACUUGAUAAAGCUAAAGAAGAAAUUAAGGAUCUCAAGAAUUACAUAACUGGAUUAGAAGAAGAGUUAAAAAUAUACAAGAAAGGAGGUAUGAAAGCGACAACUCCUGUUGUAGAUACAGAGAAUUCUUCAACAAACUCUGAAUCUGAGAUGAAGAGACAAGAGUUAGAAGCUAAAUUGAAUGAAAUUCUUCCAACAAUUUCUCGAUAUAGAGAAAAAUGUUUGAUUUUGGAAAGAGAACUUGCCGAGGAGAAGAGUGAGAGGAAUAAAGUCGCCGAAGAAAUUUCCCAGCUCAAGGAUGAAAUUAAUCAAGGAAAAGAAGAAAAUAAUGCCCUAGAGGAAUCUCUGAUAAGUAUGAAGCAACAAUUAAAACAAAAAGCUGAGUAUUUGGUAGAGAUUGAGAGCUCUAGAAAUGAUUUACAAAAGCUAAUUCAGUUAAAGAGUAAUGAGUGUCAAGAGCUUCAAAACGUUAUUAAGGAAGAACGUAACACUAAGGAAUAUCAACUUAAAGAAAUGGAAUCAGACCUUAACUCAACAAAACAACAAAGCGAGAACUACAUGAAGCAGUUAAAUGAAACAAAGAUUCAACUGCUCACUCUCCAGGCACAACAAGAAGAGGAUCCUUCUUUAGAGCACAUUAUGCAAUUUUUAGAAAAGAAAUACAGAAGAGUACGAAAUCAAGCUAAACGAGCCAGAGCUGCAUCACAAGAUGUUUCCAUGAAAAAGAGUAAUUCUGCCAAUAUUUUGAGAAAAGUUAAAAAAGAUCUUUUGAGUAUCAAGAACGAUUUAGAGGAUGAUACUGAAUCAGAUGAUGAUGACGAAGAAGAGGAGGAAGACUCAGAGCAAGAACAGGAAGAAGAGACAGAAAUUCAACACAAUGAAAUUGUCAAAUUGAGUACUGAGAAUGUAAAAUCUUCUCAAACUCCUCAGCUUGCCACCAUUGAAACACAAACCGAGUUAAACAGCCCUGAAGAAGAAUAUUUUGAAUUCCCAGCCAACAUCAAUGCCAUUCCAAAUGAAAUGAUAAUAGAUAACUCUGCAGAUCAGAAACAGUUACUGGAAGCACUAGAAAAAGUUAGGAUAUUAGAGGCAGAAGUGAAAAAGAUUUCAAACGAACGAGAUGCCCUCUUGGGAGACUUGUCUAACCGUGUGCAGAAGGUCAUCGAAUUGGAGAUGCUAUUAGACGAUGUUUCUGACAAGUAUAAUACUCUCUCGAGCCACAAUAUUAUUCGAAAAUACACGAAAAAGAUUGAAUUUUUGGAGAAUAAUGUCGCAUCGAUUACAGCCUCAUUCCAAGAGUUGUACUCUGAAAAUGACGAGUUAAAACACAACAUUAAUUUGGCAGAAAAGAAGGUCAAGAUGAAGGAUGAAAGAAUUACUGAGCUCACCAAUCAAUUACUGGAGCAGAGUCAAAAAAGCAAGAAAGAUGCCGAUGCAUUUGUCGAGGAACGCUCCAAACUGAACGACAUUAUUACAGCGCUUCGAUAUGAAAACGAGGUGUUGAAAAAUGCACAAGUGGGGGCUGUGACUCUCUCAUCACUUACGUCGUUGUCAGAAAAUGAAGCAACAACAUCAACGUCGAAAGUGAGGCGUCCUGUUCGUGGCAGAGGAGGAGCGUUUAUCGUCAAGAAGAAAACCGACGAAGAUGAAUAUUUUUCGUCACCAGGUUCCACGAACGAGCUGGAUAUUGAGGUAGAAAGCCAAUCCUCCAAAUAUGCAACGAUGAGGAGUAAAAACCCACCAACUCAUCUCUCAUCCUCUCACCAUACAAAGAAAUCGGGAUUUAGUCUUCGAGAUUUAUUCUUUGGUGCAAAAUCAAAAUCAGAGACACCAAAUUCAGAGCAGCUUAAUCACACACUUGAUGACGGCAAUGAUUAA